AUGUGGACACAACUUCUGCAAAAACUGCAUCACUGAAUACUGGAAUACUAAUUACCAGUACCUGUGUCCAAUGUGUAAAAAGGUUUUCAACAGUAGACCUGAGCUGCAGGUCAACACUUUCAUCUCAGAGAUGGUCGCUCAGUUCAGACAGUCAGCUCAACAGAAAUCCAGCAGCAGCAGCUCAGAGCAACAAGAGUCCAAACCAGGAGAAGUUCCCUGUGACGUCUGCACUGGAGCCAAACUGAAGGCCCUGAAGUCCUGCCUGGUGUGUCUGACCUCCUACUGUGAGACUCACCUGGAGCCUCAUCUGACAGUGCCAGGACUGAAAAGACACCAGCUGAUCGACCCUGUGGAGAAACUGGAGGACAGGAUAUGUACGAAGCAUAAUAAACCUCUCGAGCUGUUCUGUAAGACC
Plectropomus leopardus (leopard coralgrouper) is the source of this 415-nucleotide messenger RNA. Lineage: Eukaryota; Metazoa; Chordata; Actinopteri; Perciformes; Serranidae. The record is from RefSeq and is a predicted model, not a curated record.